AUGGCUUCACAACCAGACAAAGCCAUCGUAAUCGGCAUUUCCGGUCCCUCAUCAAGUGGAAAGACAACCCUCGCCCGACUCCUGCAGACGGUGUUUUCCGGCCUCGAGCCCAAAUCGCUCAAUACGUUUAUCAUCCACGAAGAUGAUUUUUUCCUACCAGAUGAUCAAAUCCCAUACACAACAACCCCCUCAGGCAAAACCCUGCAGGACUGGGACACCGUCAACGCAAUGGACAUUCCAUUCCUGUCCUCUGCGCUUUCAUACGUCCGCAAAAACGGGUCCCUCCCGCCCCGGCUAAAGAGUAAAGAGGAUCUUAACGAGGCCUUUGAUUCAGGCGUCGAUGGGGAAACUAUCGCCCAGCUACGUGCGGAUGUCGGGAACCGGCUGUUGGAGAAACAGCAGCAGCGUACGGCGCCAUCUACUCUGGCCUUUUUGGAAGGGUUUCUUCUCUACAGCCCCCCUGAGGCGGAGGUGGAGGAGCAUGUGCUUCGUUCUGUGCAUCGGAAUAUCGAUGUGCAUUUGUUUUUGCCGGCGCCGUAUGAUAUUGUCAAGGCGAGGAGGGAGAGUCGGAGUGGUUAUGUGACUACUGGGCCGCAACCGCCGGUGCCUACGGGGGCAGAAGCUGCUGUGUCUUCGGAAUCGAAGGAGGUCGAUUUGGAAGCUGAGGAUGAUCGUCCGCCGCAGAACUUCUGGACGGAUCCCCCGGGUUACGUGGAUGAUAUCGUCUGGCCACGAUAUGUCCAGGAUCACUCGUGGUUGCUGUUACCCGAGGCCGACUCGCAAGACGAUGAUCUUGUCAAGAGAAUGGGCCAAGGAGUCAACGUGAGAUCAGAUGCUGGGGUGAUUGUUGCCCCAGGCCAGGGGAGCAAACCUGCUGCAGACAUUUUGAAAUGGGCAGUGGAGGAGAUCAUGAAGUAUCUACUAGCAGAGUGA
Molecule: messenger RNA, 933 nt
Organism: Aspergillus wentii DTO 134E9
Lineage: Eukaryota; Fungi; Ascomycota; Eurotiomycetes; Eurotiales; Aspergillaceae
Product: ribosylnicotinamide kinase
Exons: 2
Coding region: 1-933 (310 amino acids)
Cellular component (GO): cytoplasm
Source: RefSeq, a predicted model, not a curated record